Glycine soja is the source of this 715-nucleotide messenger RNA. RefSeq names its product mitochondrial import inner membrane translocase subunit TIM8-like. The record is from RefSeq and is a predicted model, not a curated record. Bases 107 to 343 code for a protein of 78 amino acids. The transcript is spliced from 2 exons. Lineage: Eukaryota; Viridiplantae; Streptophyta; Magnoliopsida; Fabales; Fabaceae.
GGUUUCGGACCAAAGCAAAUAGGUUUUUAUAGCGCUAGUUCUUUUCGCUUGGGGCAUUAGGGUUUUUGUGAGGUUUGGUUGAGCACUUCUCUCUCUCACUCUCUCCAUGGAUCUUUCAGACCUUAAUUCCGCUGAUUUGCAGAAAUUCUACUCUGAAGAACAACAAAGAGCCAUGGUUAAUGAAAUGGUGGCAAAGCUAACGAGUGAAUGCUGGGACAAAUGCAUCACGGGUACACCUGGGAAUAAAUUCAGUUCCAGUGAAUCUAAUUGUCUUUCAAACUGUGCACAACGUUACUUGGAGAUGAGCAUGCUUAUCAUGAAAAGGUUUCAGGGUAUGCAAUGAAGAUCAAGGCUAUCAAUGUGCUUGUCAGUUGACAAAUGUAAUAUUGAGUUCCUCUUUUGCAUGAUCAUCAAUAUUGGAAUCAUCUUAUUUGGUAACUUUUUUUUCCUUUGGAUUAAAAUAUAUUUGUUGAGACUGUUGGUUCAAAAUAUUUAGUUUGCUUUUUGGUGUUCCUGAAAUUUAGAGAGAAAUAAAGCUGUUCGUAUGGUUAUGGCGGAUGACUUAUGGCUUAUGUGACUGAAAUCUUUAGCGGUCUGCUUUCAAAUUGUCAGUCAAGCAACCAAAACAGAUAAUCAUAUGGGAAAACGUAGUUAUUUGUAAACGAACAAUGUCUCAUUUCCCCCUAAUAAUUUAUACAUGUAUAUGCUUUUUAAA